UACACUCACUGAGGUAUUGCUCGCAAAAUAAUCAGCGGAGGUGAAACCGCCAAGUUCUCCCUGGAGGGCGUUUGGACGCAGCUCGCCGCGCGCACGGGGCAAUUCGUCACGCGCACGGGCCGCGUUUUCAUUAUUUCAUAAGACAAGACAAGCAUGACGAGUUGUGGAUGCUUCUCUGGCGCUCUCGCGUUCUUUUUUGCUUUUAUUUUCUUUCCUUUCUAUGAAUCACGCGUUGCAGAUAAAUUGGCGCACAUUUUUUCUUUUUCUUUUUUUUUGUAGUUGUGCGUAAGGAUUUCGCAAUAGAAAUGGUGGAUAUGAGACAGACACACACAGAGAAAGAGGGUUAAAGAGAGAGAGAGAGGGGAGAGAGAGGGAGUGAGAGAGAGAGAGAGUCGGGGAUUUCGCUGUAAUCAUGUUCGAAGAGUAUUGAUUCCGUGAACGCACUCCAAUUGGCAGCAUCUCUACUAUAUAGUACAGCGCCGGCGCGUCAUCCUCGGCUCACAUCGACGGGAGCGAGUUGUAAGCAAAUGAGAACAUGUGUGGCAUCUGAGAGAGAGAGUGUGAGAGGAAAGGAGCAAGAAAGGAGGUGUGAGAAAAGCCAAUUUUCUCGUCCUUGACAACUGGAUGCGAGAUUUGAUUGCCGGGCUAUAUUUUUUUCCCCUUCUUCUUUAUAUAAAUAUCUGUAUUUUUUUUUCUUCUUCUUCUUCCAUCCAAGGAAAUGAUCGAUUCGUCACAUGCGCACGCCUCUUCAUUAUAAUUGCAGACAGUUGGGGUGCUGUUCAGGCUGAAUGGACUUGAAUAUGUCGCUGCCAGCGUAAUCCGCGCAGACUGGAAGAUUUAAUAAUUCACGAGGAUUUAUCGACGGCCGCGUUUGCUCCCUUAUCUGAAAUAUCAUCUGUUGCUGCAACUGGAAUGAAAAGCCCCCAUGGCUGGCUGAGGAACGCUCGAGACUUAGUGUAAUAGGAUGAAAUGGAUUGAAUAAGACAGAUUUUUUUCCCCCCAAUAACAUGGUACUCUAGUUAAAAUGGACAAGAAAUUGCUGUUAUUUUUAUUACUUCUCUUAUCUCUACACACAAGGUUGUGAGUUUUUUUUCUUUUUUGAUUCACGAUGAUUGUCCUACUCCAGUGAAUUGGCUCUGAUUGAUUCUGACUGAGCUUAAUAGGCAUAUCACAAAGCAGAUUCCAGCGUGAAGUGCUGCUGAAGACAGUUUUGUCCCUUCUUUUUUUUAUUUUUAUUUUUUUUAAAUAGAUUUCCUGCUGAAGGGAUAAAUGUUGAUGAUGGAGGACGACGAACUGGACGCUCAUCAGGUUGAUCCGGAUUUCGAGCCGCAGAGCCGGCCUCGUUCGUGCACCUGGCCGCUGCCGUGCCCCGAGGAUUUCCCCGGCGGACAAGAGGUGAGCGGGGGUCUCCCGCUGGCCGGCAUCAAGGUGGAGCCGGAGGACGUCCCGGCGUGCAGAGCCGGACUCUCGGGCGGCAAUCCGGCGGAGCUGCAGCACCCGACCGGCGCCCCGGCACCCACGGGCGCGACGCACCCGUGCCUGGCCGGCGCGGCGCUCGACGUGACCGGCUCCCUGCGCAAAGCCAAGUCCUCUCGGCGGAACGCGUGGGGGAACCAGUCCUACGCGGAUCUCAUUACCCGCGCCAUCGAAAGCACCCCGGAGAAGAGGCUCACGCUGUCACAGAUCUACGACUGGAUGGUCCGUUAUGUGCCCUAUUUCAAGGAUAAAGGCGACAGCAACAGCUCAGCUGGCUGGAAGAACUCGAUUCGACACAACCUUUCCCUCCACACCCGAUUUAUCCGGGUGCAAAAUGAAGGGACGGGGAAGAGUUCCUGGUGGAUGCUCAACCCAGAUGGCGGAAAGAUGGGCAAAGCCCCAAGGCGACGGGCAGUCUCCAUGGACAACAGCACUAAAUACCUAAAAAGCAAAGGCAGGGUCAGAGGCAAGAGGGUAGGUCGUCCUGGGAUUGGAGCAGGACCUGCUGUAGGAGGCCUUCAAAGCUCCCCAGACCAUGGCAGCCCAUCACAGAAAGUCCUCCCUGGACCGGGAGGUGCAUCUGGGACGGAUGGAGAAUUUGAAGCUUGGACUGACCUCCAUUCCAGGGCUAGUUCAUCAGCCUCCACCUUAAGUGGGCGCCUCUCACCGAUCCUUGCUGAAGGAGAACCAGAAGAACCAGAGGAAGGUGGCCUGUCCUGUUCUGCCUCCCCCCACCUUUAUCCAUCACCAACCAGUGCCCGUUCUCCGUCUAUGGGGGCAGGAAAUCACUGUCCUCCGCUUGAGCAGCUGCCUCAACUGGCUAACUUAGCAGGUGCUAUAAGUUUGGAUGAGCAAAUGAUGGAGGAUGGUUAUCAUCAUCAUUGUCCACCGCAACAUCAACAGCAUCCUGCUGUUGGCAGGAAUAAGCACCCAACUCCCGUGUAUCACUACAACUCUGGAAUGAAGGGGCAGGUCUCUUAUGGUGCAGGAGUUUACAAUACAACAGGAAUGGGUAUACUCCGUCACCACUCACCAAUGCAGACCAUUCAGGAAAACAAGGCUACCAGUUUUUCUGGAACCAUGCGGGCGUACUCAAGUACAAACGCGCUGCAAAGUCUACUGACAGGAGGUUCUGCUGUGCAGCAGUACUGUUCAAAGGACCUGAUGCUGGGACAGGAGCGGGAAAGCCAUCCUAUGAUGGGCCAAGCUAGCAAUGGAGUAGGAUCCAACCACCACAGCCACCAUCCGGUGCACCACAAUGGAAUUCAUAACCAUAACAGAACUCACAACCAUACUCCUGGUCAUAAUCACAACAGUGUAAGCAACCACAAUCCACCUCACAGCCUUGUUCACAAUGGUCACGGUCUCAGCCGGAGCCAUACCCAAACACCUCCCCGAGCCGCAGCGCUAACCCCUUGUGGAAACAGCAAUCACUUACAGACUUACAAUCACAAAGCUCCCUACUUGUACAGCCCCCCAUCCCAUGCUCACCUUCCGGCUUCUACAACCCUCCCCCCAAACCCAGCAGGUAUGCUUGGCAUGCCUCAGGACUCCUGUCACGUGGCUUCUACCCCACACCCCCGUCACAAUCAUUACCCAGACUCACAGCACCAGGGCUUGACUAAUGGACCCUACCAUCAUGGCCAGGGGAUGGGUAAUGGCAGUGUUGGUAAUAGCUACCACAGCUAUCACCAGCCAUACCCCCAUGACAGAUUACCAGCUGACUUAGACAUUGAUAUGUUCCAUGGUAGCUUGGACUGUGAUGUGGAGUCCAUCCUCCUACAUGACAUUAUGGACUCAGGGGAGGAAAUGGAUUUUAAUUUUGACUGCUCCCUCGCUCAGGGGGUUGGGAUUGGCAUGGGGAUGGGAAUGGGUGUGACUAUGGGCAUGGGAAUGGGAAUGAGCGGUCUGGCUGGUCCACAGCAGGCACACAGCAACCAGAGCUGGGUGCCGGGCUGAACCCAGGAACAAAAAUCUCCAGGACUGCUAUCCAGCUCACGAAGCACUGUGCCCAACAAUGACAUUUGUGAAUCUGAACAAAGCCUAAAGGACCAAGCACCCCCCCCCUCCCCAUGUCUUCUUUGUUGUCUUGACAAUUACUCUAUCACCCCUGCUCUUUUUAUCCCCUUCUUACUGAGAGAUCUAGUUCAUGUCAGAUUAAUUUUUUUUUCUUGAAUCAGCUGUACUGUGAUGACAAUCUCUCAGCUGUGCUUGGCCGGCAUCGCUUCUCAUUUACCAUGAGAACUGAACUCUGAAUGCACUUUAUCGCAAGUGGGUCACAUCUCACGGUGCAAUGCCUUCGCAGAGCAGCUCAGGCAGAGCUUGACUUGUUUUCUAAGGUGGAUGCAGCAUUUGACAGGAACAAACAAGGAACACAACUAAUAAAAGCGUCAGAAGUAGGAAUUAAAUAACUGGAUUUUUUUUUCUGGUGUGGCAAGGACUAAUUAACGUACAAAUUUUUAGUCGCGUUGAUUGAAUGCUUGAUUACGCUGAUUCUGUUCUAGGGUUGAACACUUCCUCUAAUAUGGAGUAAUUUCUUACCAAAUUUAAAUGAUCAGUUCUGACAGAAUAAUUUAUUGAAGUUUUGUGUUAUAGUUACUCUGGAUUUAUAAAUUUGACUUCCUUUUACCUGCUAGCAUUUUCUUUCAAAUAAAUAAAUACAUUCACGUAUUCAUAGGUUCCCAUUGAUUGUCUUUCUGCAGCCACGUUAUUUUUCUAUAUCCGUAUUUGGUCCUUGGAGAUUUGACAUUUCUCUGGAAUGUCACACACUGCAAAGACCUCAUUGCUAUUGGUUACAAAGACUGUCAUCAUGUCAUUAAAUGCAUGCCAUCAUUAGUGGCUUGCACGCAAUUUGGCGAAUUAAAAAAGUCAUAUCACCUUCCUUCACCUGGGCUUUUUGUACCAGUGAUUCCACCCUCCCCCCCACUCGGUCUGGUGGUGCAGACAAAGUGACCAUUCUUCACAGCAAGCCAUUAAUGUGGCUUGAUUGAAAUUCAGCAUCUUGCUUUUAAUCUCCAAAGUGAUGCAGAGGCAAUGUGUCAUUAUUGAGAAUUUAACGUGUUGUCCUUCCUUGCUCACCCCCGGCUGUCUUUAGCAUAAUGCACCAGGAGCGUUGAGACAAAACGGUGAUUAACUUUAUGUCACUCUGCCUGCCGUCCUGCUCUCAGAAGCGCCAAUGUCACUGUCCGCUUUCCCGCUCAAAGAGGGUAAAUAAUAGAGAGAACAAAGCCCGUUGUUCCAGUGGGAUCAGUCUGUCUCAGUUUUUUAUGCUCUUUGGAUCAAUGUGUCUGAAAACAAGUGGUGUACUCACAUCGUAAAUCAUCUCCAUUAUCUGUGUUAUGUUCCUAUGUUUUCAGAUCUGAUAACCUGCCGUUCAGGUUCUCAAACAGGUGCAAAGGGGAUUAUUUAAAGGGAUAGGUGCGGAUUUUUGAAGUUAGGUUCUGUUAAAAGGCGAAUUAGCUGCUCGUAUCACACAUGCUGUAUAGAACUGUCUUAGCGUGGUCCUUUAGUAUAAAUCAAGAUUAGUGUGUCCCAGAGGCUACAGCUAAUUUUUUUAGUCCAGAGUGGGCUUCUUCUGAUUUAAAAGCAAAACUUUUAUCUCAAAAAUAUCAAAAUGGGUUAUGCAUACCCUAUUUUAUGAACCUUUAAACUAUCGUCACAUUUGCAUUUGGCAGUUCGUUCCAUAAAGGUUGAUGGUGUUUACCAAAUAAAAUGAUGGUAGACCAAGAUAUUAAAAAAACCAUAACAAAAUUUUCAGGAGUUUUAUUAUAUUCACAUAAAAUAUAAUGGAGUGAGGUGAAGGUAGGGUACAAUUUAAAUUAAAAUUAUUUUUUUUUUUAAGUUGUCCCGGCCAAGAUGCCAACAACACAUCAUACUAAUUGCAGGGAGAAAAGAUAAAUUAUAAAUAAUAAACAAAAAUUCAUAAUUGGUCAAUAACUUGGUAUGUCAGAAUAUUGCCAAUAACUUCCAAGUAAUCAAAUAGUUAUUAUUGAGAAUAAAAUGAUGCAACUCACCGAUGUGUGUAAAAAAUAUGCAUAUCAGAUAUUUCAGGCUAGGCUCGCUCCAUCAAGGGUCCAGCUGAUGGCUUAAAGGUUCAUAAAAGCAACGUUCUUAGACUAGAUGGUCGUGCCCAGUAUCAACUAAUCUGGAUUUGAACUAACUGAAGACACAGAGUUAAUGUUGUACUGGUAAGACAUUAACUGCUUAUAACAGAGCCACAUUUAAAAGUCUGACUAUGUCUUUAAAAAAAACAAGCAGCCAGUCUGACUCGUUGAAAUAUAAGACGAGGUGGAAAUGCCACACAGUCAUCCACAUCUAGAUUUUGUAUGUUUAUUCUGUUGUCUUGUAGUUGUUGUAUUUUCUGAAAAUCCAAGGGGCCGCCGACGACAGGACUUGAAAUGUCAUAGUGUAAGAAUUGAAUCCAUUGGUGAAACCAUGUUGGUGUAGUGCAGUAUGACCUUCUUCCUGAGAUCCAAUGCCAUGCACCCCUCCCAUAUGUGUUCUGCUCCGUCAUUUUGUUGGUGAGGGGUGUGUCUGCAGCUUAUUUUACCACUGGCCUUGGGAAAGCUUGAAAAAUAGGAGCCCCCCCAUUCUCCAGAUCCCUCAAGAAGACCCUCCACUCAGCUCCACAGUCACACAAAGGAAAAAAAAGACAGAUUGUAGGGGGUUGGCAGAUUGAGUGGGGGUUAUUUUUACAGCCAAAGGUCAAGCAUGGCACAGACUAUCAGGCCCAUUAUUGAGGUAAAUUACAUUUAGUUCAGGCAUUUUAGUUGCGCUGGUUCCAUUUAAUCUUUGUGGAAAAUGCGUAGAAUUUUAUAAGUACUCCGACCUCAAGAAGCAGUCAUGUUCUAUGCUACAGACGUUUAGCAAUCCCCUGCUAUUGGAAAGAGAGCUAUAUAUGAUGUCUAAUUUUCUUAUAUUUAUUUAUGAAAGAGGUUCGUCUUUGUCAUUCCUAAUUGUGAUAGUUGUAUGAGUCCAAUGUUUAUCCCUGUUAUUCUUUUUGUUUUCUUUUUUAAAGCUGACCCUCUCCUUUUGCCAGUUUUACUGACUUUUAUUUUGUAAAAAAAUCUAAAUAUAUAAAUAUAUAUAUAAUGUACAAUAGUUUUUAAGAAUCUCAAAAGAUUAUCAGUUUGCUGUCUAUUUCUUUUUUUUAAGAGAAUGUAUCUCAUCAUCUGGUGACUGUUAAAUAAAUGAAAUUUAAAGGAA
Messenger RNA from Fundulus heteroclitus (mummichog), 6681 nucleotides. Its product is annotated as forkhead box protein O4. Gene Ontology annotation, cellular component: nucleus. Bases 1270 to 3435 code for a protein of 721 amino acids. Lineage: Eukaryota; Metazoa; Chordata; Actinopteri; Cyprinodontiformes; Fundulidae. The record is from RefSeq and is a predicted model, not a curated record. Gene Ontology annotation, molecular function: RNA polymerase II cis-regulatory region sequence-specific DNA binding; DNA-binding transcription factor activity, RNA polymerase II-specific. Gene Ontology annotation, biological process: regulation of transcription by RNA polymerase II. The transcript has 3 exons.